AUGGCAUCGAGUGCAAUUGAGCUGGCUACGGGAUGGCAGUUCAAGCAGACCGACGACGCGAGCGAUGGAGCUUGGCUAUCUGUUGAGCGGGUGCCGACAAGUGUGCAUUUAGAUCUCAUGGCCCAUGACAAAAUCCCAGAUCCAUUCCUUGGUUUCAACGAGCUCGCGUGUGAAUGGGUUGCUGAUAAGUCGUGGACCUACCGCACUACACUUCCCAAGACACCCGCGCCCGAGAAAGGCACGGUUUUGGUGUUGGCGUUUGACGGCCUGGACACAUUCGCUACUGUCAAGCUCAACGGUGAUGUCAUACACACGAGUGAUAAUAUGUGGAUACCGUACCGAAUCGACGUGACUGAAAAGCUCAAGGCAGACAGCGACAAUGUUUUGGAGAUUGAUUUUGACUCGGCCCGGCUGCGAGCUAUUGAGAUCAAGGAUGCGCAUCCCGAGCAUUCCUGGGUUGGCUUCAACGGUGACAUGGCGAGGCUGGCUGUGAGGAAGGCACAAUACCAUUGGGGAUGGGAUUGGGGUCCGAUCCUUAAUACGUGUGGACCAUGGAGACCGGUCCGUCUGGAGACAUACUCGGCUCGAAUCUCGGAUAUACGCAUAGACUAUGAGCUCGACUCGUCGCUAAAGUCUCUGUCGGGGACCAUCAGAGUCUCGGUAGAAGGGACGUCGGCUGCCAAAGUCUCACUCACGGCUUCGCUUGGAGCAGAUACUGUCGUGACCACUUCUGCAGACGUCGAUGCCGGUAGUGGUACUGCGACUGCUUCGUUCAGCAUCUCGGAAGAGCAUCUUAAACUAUGGUAUCCGCAUGGCUACGGUGCGCAGCCACUGUAUGACGUCACGGCUGUAUUGGAGAGCAAGGGUGGCGUGAAGCUGGACCAAGACGUCAAAAGGACGGCGUUCCGCAAAGCCGAGUUGGUCCAAGAGAAGGACAAGAUCGGAAAGAGCUUCUACUUUCGCGUCAAUGGCAUAGACAUAUUCUGUGGUGGCAGCGACUGGAUCCCGGCGGACAACUUUGUGACGAGGAUCACAAAGGAAAAGUACAGAAAGUGGUUACAAAUGAUGGUAGAUGGGUACCAGGUCAUGAUUCGAGUCUGGGGCGGUGGCAUAUGGGAGCACUCUGAUUUCUACUCCCUGUGUGACGAGCUUGGCAUUAUGGUCUGGCAGGACUUUAUGUUCGGCUGCGGUAACUACCCAGCAUUCCCGUCGAUCCUCAAAUCGAUCGAGCAAGAGGGACUGGAGAAUCUGAAGCGGCUCCGACACCACCCGAGUAUUGUCAUCUACGCCGGCAACAACGAGGACUACCAAGUGCAGGAACAAUGCGGGCUCACAUACAACUACGAGGAUAAGGACCCAGAGAGCUGGCUGAAGACCAACUUUCCGGCGAGAUAUAUAUACGAAAAGUUGCUCCCUGACGUCGUUGCAGCUGAAUCACCACACGUGCCAUAUCACCCUGGCAGUCCAUGGGGAGACGGCCUGAUCACUUCGGAUACAACCAUCGGCGAUAUGCACCAGUGGAACGUAUGGCACGGCACUCAGGAGAAGUACCAGAUCUUCGACACUCUGGGCGGACGCUUCAACAGCGAAUUCGGCAUGGAAGCCUUCCCCCACAUCGACACGAUCAAGUACUACUGCACCGACAAAUCCCAGCUGUACCCCCAAAGCCACAUGCUCGACUUCCACAACAAAGCCGACGGCCACGAGCGACGCAUCGCCACAUAUCUAGUCGAGAACUUCCGGACAAGGACUGAUCUAGAGCCCUUCAUCCACCUCACCCAACUCUCCCAAGCCGAAGCCCUCAUGUUCGGCUACCGCGGCUGGCGCCGCCAAUGGGGCCAGGCCCGCCACUGCGGCGGCGCCCUCGUCUGGCAGCUCAACGACUGCUGGCCCGUCACCUCCUGGUCCAUCGUAGACUACUUCCAGCGCAAGAAACCCGCCUACUACGCCAUGCGCCGCGUGCUCGCGCCCGUCGCCAUCGCCGUCAAACGCGCCCACUUCGACUGGAGCGUCGUCCACGCCCGCGUGCCGCCCACCUCCACCUACGAGGUCUGGGUCAGUCGGCAGGGCGAGGGGGAGCUGGGCGCAGAUGCAGUGACGGUAGAGCUGCGCUUCCUGAGCGUUGCCACGGGCGAGGAGAUCAAGCCUGCUCUGCGCAGCGAGGGCGUCAGGCUGGUGGGUAAUGGCGCGACGGAUGUGUUUUCCGGCUCGAUUGAUAAUGUUAAUGAGGAGAUGCAUGUGCUUGCUGCUAGGGUCUGGGUUGAUGGUCGGGUUGUUAGCAGGGACGUCGAUUGGCCGCAGCCGCUCAAGUAUCUUGAUUUUGCGGACCGGGGCGUGCGGGUUGUGUCGGAGGAGGUUGUUCCGGAGGGUGUGUCGGAGGAGGGUGGUAAUGGCAGUGGUAGUGGUAGCGACAGCAACAACACGACGACGACGCCGACGACGACGACAAAGCUCCGGAUCUCGGCAAAGAAACCGACGAAAGGACUGGUGUUUGAGGAGAGAGAGGGCGUGCUGGUGGAUGACAGCGCGAUUGAUGUGGUGCCGGGCGAUGAGCAGGUUGUUUGUGUCCGGGGGCUCCGACCGGGGGAGCGGGCGUUGGGGUGGCGGUAUUUGGGCAUGGAGUAG
Pseudovirgaria hyperparasitica is the source of this 2625-nucleotide messenger RNA. Its product is annotated as glycoside hydrolase. Gene Ontology annotation, biological process: carbohydrate metabolic process; glycoprotein catabolic process. Lineage: Eukaryota; Fungi; Ascomycota; Dothideomycetes; Acrospermales; Acrospermaceae. The coding region runs from base 1 to 2625 and encodes 874 amino acids. Gene Ontology annotation, molecular function: beta-mannosidase activity. The record is from RefSeq and is a predicted model, not a curated record. The transcript is spliced from 7 exons.